Meleagris gallopavo (turkey) is the source of this 1732-nucleotide messenger RNA. RefSeq names its product ankyrin repeat and SOCS box containing 18 (gene ASB18). Lineage: Eukaryota; Metazoa; Chordata; Aves; Galliformes; Phasianidae. Gene Ontology annotation, biological process: intracellular signal transduction. Gene Ontology annotation, cellular component: cytoplasm. Gene Ontology annotation, molecular function: protein binding. The record is from RefSeq and is a predicted model, not a curated record.
GGCUGGGGGCACGGUGCUGUCACAUGGGGCUGAGCAGCGCAGGCAAUAUAAAUGUGGUGACGUGUGCCCAGCAGGCUGUCCCCACGCCGGGAGUACCCAGCCCUGCAGAAGGAGCUGGGGAUACCCAUGCCAGCCUCAAAGGGACCCAUAGAGCCCAGCCUGGCAGAGCCAGAGUUGCACAACCAGCAUCCUGAGGGGAAGCACUGGCAUGGACAAGUUACCAGGACCAGUGACAGAGAGGCUGCAGAUUUCUCCCAAACUGGAUUCACAGCAUCCACUGACAUCUCCUGCAGAGAAGUACUAUCAAGCCCUGGUCACAGGGAACCUAAGGAGCCUGCAGGUGCUGACAGACAGAUACUAUGAAGAUGUCAACCUGGUUUUUGAGAUCAGUAAAAACGAGAUGGAGUGGCAGGUGAAAAGCCAAGCAUUUUAUGGACUCUCAGGACUGUGGUCACUGGAAUACAAGCAGGAGCUGAGCACACCGCUGUGCAUCGCUGCCAGCUGGGGCCACACCGCCUGCCUGCGGCACCUCCUGCAUCGUCAGGCUGACCCCAAUCUGGCACCAGGGGGCUGGGCCCCUCUGCAUGAAGCCUGCCGUGGGGGGCACGCUGCCUGUGUUGAGCUACUGCUGGAGCACCAGGCUGAUCCCAACCUCCAGAGCGAUGAGGGGCUGGCCCCGCUGCAUCUCUGCACCACCCGCAACUCACUGCGAUGCGCCGAGCUGCUGCUGAAACAUGGAGCCACCAUUGACCUGCCCAGCGAGGACAGCGGGGAGACAGCACUGCACGUGGCAGCCAAGCACGGCCUCUAUGACCAUGCCCACCUCUACCUGAGGCAUGGGGCAGACGUGGAUGCCCGCAGCACCCGGGGUGAGACAGCUUUGGGCUUAGUCUGCAGGCAGGCCCCAGAUGCUGUUGAGGAUGCCCUGCAGCUGUGCAGGCUGCUUGUUGUGCAUGGAGCCAAGCUGGACGCACGCGACGAGCUGCAGAGGAGCCCCCUGCACGAGGCCUGCGGGGCAGCCAACAACGUGCUGGUGAGGUUCCUGCUGAGACGUGGGGCAGAUGUCAAUGCCAUUGACUACAACGGCAUCUCCCCACUGGGCUGCGUGCUGCAGGCAGCUGCCUUCAAGCAGGAGCUGAGGCCUCACCUGGUCGUGCAGCUGCUGCUCAACUACGGAUCCCAAAAAAUAUGGCCCCAUGCCUUUGCCAAGGUGCUGAGGUCCUGCGCAGCUGUGCCAGAGAUCAUUGAAAUCCUCAUCAACUCCUACUCACAAAUCUCCAUCUCUGAGAAGUGGGUGGAGGCUGUGCCAGAGGAGGUCCUGCAGCAGCACCAGCCAUUCUAUGAGUCCUUGUUCCGGCUGGCAGGCACAGUCCGGUCCCUACAGCAUCUGUGCCGUUCUACCAUUCGGAAGAAAUUUGGCAGGCGGUGCCACUGCCUCAUCCCAUCGCUGCCCGUGCCCAAACCACUGCUGGAUUACCUGCUGCUGGAACCCGAGGGUGUCCUGCUCUGAAUGCACAGCCAUCCUCUGCAUCUUCCCCAUGGCAGCAUCCAUUGCUGCUGGCCAAGCAGAGGAGCCACCAUCGUCAUGACAGAUCGGUGCUUUUCUGGGACUUCCCGCAUAACCAUAAUGUGCUUUCAGCUGUAAUUUGGUAUGGAUUUGUUUGUUUCUUUCUUUUCUAAUUGUGCUUUUCAUGGGUUAUAAGGAGUAAUAAAAUGCGGAGUGGCUGCUGCA